This is a messenger RNA of Anopheles stephensi (Asian malaria mosquito), 1844 nucleotides long. Its product is annotated as tektin-2-like. Lineage: Eukaryota; Metazoa; Arthropoda; Insecta; Diptera; Culicidae. The record is from RefSeq and is a predicted model, not a curated record. The transcript is spliced from 3 exons. Gene Ontology annotation, cellular component: microtubule cytoskeleton; nucleus. Gene Ontology annotation, biological process: cilium assembly; cilium movement involved in cell motility. The coding region runs from base 181 to 1470 and encodes 429 amino acids.
GUUCGCACGCAUAUCGAGGGCACCUAACACGUCUCCUAGCAGCCCAUCAUGGUAACACUUGCAACCGUACAAACAAAAGCUGUGCAGUAAAGCGAACCGGAAGUUGCUGGCUUCACUUUGCAGUGUUCUGUCGGUGUGACCAGUUCGGUGUUUUUUUCGUUUUCGAGUGUCUCCAACAAGAUGUCCAACAAAGCGGCCGUUACGUUUGAGAAACCGCUGCAGCAUCUGAGUCUUGCCGACUGGCAUUCGCGUUUGACCCAGCUGAAGAAUGUGGCCUACACGCAGCGGUCGGAUGCGUUCGAGCUGCGCCACUCGGCACGCAACCUUCGGAACGAAACCCGCAUCCAGACGCACUGGGACACGUACCACAACAAUGACCGGCUGUCCGAUCGGGUGGCGGAGCUGGACCGUUGGCGGGAGAAGAUGCGCAUCAUGCUGCAGCGUGUGGUGGACGAAAUCCAAGCGCUGAAGGAGGAAAAGUCCAAUACCGAGCGUGACCUGGACGGGCACAUAACGCCGCUGACGGUGGUGACGGAGUGUAUCGGGAUGCGAGAUUGUCGGCUCGGGUCGGAGCUAACCUACGACGAUGGCGAUACGGAGCUGAAGAAUGAGCUGUGCAUUGUGGAGAACAACCAGCGGCUACUGCGCGACCAGAACCAGGCGGCCUGGGAGCAGCUGAAUCGGUUGCAGGAGGUCAAGUUCAAGCUGGAGCUCGAUCUGACCGAUAAGGAUGAGGCGCAGUCGAUCGAUUCGCACCAGCUGCAGGUGGACCAGCACUGUGGCGAUGUUUCGUUCAAGACGGAUCCGACGCGAGUCCCCAGGGACUCCUGCACGUACGGUAACUGGCUGGAGUACUGCGAGGAGCUUGUGGCGCUCACCGAAACCACCCUGUCCGAUUCCUUCUCCAUCCGGGAGUCGCUGUUUGCGACGCGUGAGAAAGCUCGCAACAUUCUGCGCGCCCAGCAGGACCGCACGGCACACACACUCCGCAAACGGAUCUUCGAAACGCAGCGAGCCCGGAACGAGCUCGAGUAUCAGCUCGGGAAGAUGAAGGAAGAGAUGGCCAAAUGUCUCCGGGAGAUCGAAACACUCGAGCGAGCGCACGAUCAGAAGACGGAAGCCCUCAAGGUGGUGGAAACACGGCUCGAAAACCGUGCCCAACGGUCCGGGAUGGAACUGUGCAUCGACGAAUCCUACCACGGGCUGUGCGAUGAGGUGCAGAAGCUUCGCGACACGAUCAAAACACUGCGCGCCAAGAUCGACGCCACCAAGACGACGUACAACUCGCUGCGGGACCAUGCGAACAAGAUCGAUCAGGAUCUGCAGAACAAGCAGCACUCGCUGAUGACCGACAUCCGGGCGCUGGACCUGCGCGGCCGGCUAAAGACUGGCGAGUUUGGGGGCCUGGCAACGCAAACCGAUCGCAACAUACAUCUGUCCCGCGUGGAGGAUGAAAUUCCCAAAGCAUAAGGGAAUCGACCACUCUAUUAGAGCCGCUUGCGUCCGAAAUUAUUGCGUCAUAGAAAAUUGGAAGCAAUCAAUAAGCUUUAUCGCUCGCACUGAGUUUUAGUUCUGGUUGUUGCUCCAGCAACGCUCGUUAUGCUUUUCACACUUGCCACUGCACCUAACAGCUUUCCAGGCACGGACCAUGUGAAAGUGAACUUUGUUUAGCGCACCUGAAGCCCGACCAAUAAAGAGCGAAAUGAAACAGUGAACAUAGUCCACAUGAGCAGGCGGCGCUGCUACUUGCUGGCGAAUUUGACAGCGUACAACAAGCGUUCGAGCUAACAGCGCCAGAAGGAGAAAAACUGCAUAAUAAAAUCACGUUUCCUUUUACAUCCACA